UCUAAAAACAGUGAAACCCCAAACGUUGGGUUGUGAAGUGGGAAUUGCAAAUGGCGGAGCACAUACCUGAAGAUGUGAUAGCGAAAAUCUUCCAGUGGUUGCCUAUCAAAUCCUUAAUCCGCUUCACAUCCAUUUCGAAGCGUUGGCGCUUCAUCAUACUCCGCGACCCUCACUUCGCCACAUCCCAGUUCCAAAUCGCUUCCGGCAACAACAAAAGUGUCUGUUUCCUGAGCUACUCUGAUUCUAACUUCUUCGAAUCGCUGAACUUGCAAACGACGACGUCGGCUUUGAGAAAUCUUCGCUGCCCAUUCAAGCAACCAGACAGUAUGGUUUUCAUACACUCCUCAUGCCGUGGUCUGAUGUUUGCAACUUUUGUAGGGCAGGGAAUGGUAGCGAGGUAUAUAUGGAACCCAUCAACUGGGUUCUUCAAAAAACUACCUGAUCCAGGUGUUAAAAAUGAGUACCAAGUCUUCUCUGGUUUUGGGUAUAUCUCGGCCACCGACGACUACAAGAUUCUCAUAGCCAACUCUAACCUUGAGGAGGGAGAGGAAGCCAAGAUCCACAUCUUCUCGUCGAAAUCCAACUCUUGGAAAAGGAUUCAAGAUUCCCAAUAUUCCGCCUCGUCAACGACAAUCAUGGGCACUCUUUUAAAUGAGGCACUUCAUUGGCUGGAGAUGUUUGAUGACGUUAUAGUUGCUUUUGAUUUAGCAGAUGAGGAGUUCCGGACAAUGCCGCUGCCUGUUGUUGAGGAUCACUAUGCUGGUGACUAUUUCAGACAUCUAAGGGUUCUUGGAGGUUGCCUGUGUGUGUUUGGUCAGGCUGAUACUAAUGCUGGCUCUAUGGAUAUGUGGGUCAUGAGGGAAUAUGAUGCGGGUAACUCCUGGACUAAGCUGUUUAACUUAAAGUUUUCCAAUCAGCCUGAGGGGAUUAUUUCUGUCAAGCCAAUCUGGGUUAUGGAAACUAGUACAUUUCUGGAGAUAAAUUCUAACUCUGAAACGAGGGUGAAGUUAGUAAGGAGUUAUUAUAAUGAAGAGGAGAUCGAAGAGAUUCAUAUGGAUAGACGGUCAAUGAUUGGAUAUGAAGAGAGUCUACUUUGGCUUGAGUAAAUGAUUACUCUCUGCAUCCAAAUUCAGGGAUUUUAGAGUGUACACAUGCAAGAGGAACUGUGAGGACCAGAUGAAGUAGAUCCAGUUCUGAGGAUCCUGGAGGACCUUGCUCCAAGUCACCAGCUCCCCUGAGCUAUUGUUUAUUAGAGGCUAUGUAUGCAUCUCUGUUAAUAUGUUGUUAAUGUGUGAAAAUGAUAUGCUAAGAUAAUGUUUCAGUUGUGUUCUGUGAUCCUAUCACUAAAGGGAAUAAUUUUUCGAUAUAAAUUAAAUUAAAUGAUAUCAAGUUUGUUGGUUU
Molecule: messenger RNA, 1401 nt
Organism: Rosa rugosa (rugosa rose)
Lineage: Eukaryota; Viridiplantae; Streptophyta; Magnoliopsida; Rosales; Rosaceae
Product: F-box protein CPR1-like
Exons: 2
Coding region: 51-1106 (351 amino acids)
Molecular function (GO): protein binding
Source: RefSeq, a predicted model, not a curated record